Molecule: messenger RNA, 1808 nt
Organism: Physella acuta
Lineage: Eukaryota; Metazoa; Mollusca; Gastropoda; Physidae
Product: methylmalonate-semialdehyde dehydrogenase [acylating], mitochondrial
Biological process (GO): L-valine catabolic process; thymine catabolic process
Cellular component (GO): mitochondrion
Molecular function (GO): methylmalonate-semialdehyde dehydrogenase (acylating, NAD+) activity
Source: RefSeq, a predicted model, not a curated record
UUAAAAAAUCAGUUGUCUGGCGACCUUUUCACAAUUUUUAUCUGACUUGGCCUACUUAUCUCAGCAGACUCGCCUGGCACACUCGAGGGCAUCAACCAAAAUGACGUUUCUAACAGUUAUACGCAGUUUAAAAUUGGGAAAACACUCAGGUAUUAUUUUGACAAGGUCCUACGCCUCUUCUUCUGUGCCUACCACCAAACUUUUUAUCAACAAUGAGUUUGUAGAGUCCAAGACAAAGAAAUGGGUGGAUGUUCACAAUCCAGCAACAAAUGAAGUGGUGACACGUGUCCCAGAGUCCACACAAGCUGAGAUGGAAGCCGCUGUUGCCGCAGCCAAAGCUGCCUUUCCCUCCUGGUCUAGGACCACAGCUCUCUCCAGGCAACAGAUCAUGUUCAGGCUCCAGGACCUCAUCAAACAAAAUCUGAAAAAGAUAGCUGCCAACAUCACACUAGAACAGGGCAAGACUUUAGUGGAUGCUGAGGGUGAUGUCAUGAGGGGCUUACAGGUUGUGGAGCACUGCUGUAGUGUGACAUCCCUACAGCUAGGAGAAACCCUGUCCAGCAUAGCCAAAGACAUGGACACUAUGACCUUCAGACUUCCACUUGGUGUGACCGCUGGCAUCACCCCCUUCAACUUCCCUGCCAUGAUUCCACUCUGGAUGUUUCCCAUGGCCAUUGUGACUGGCAACACAUCAGUGAUGAAGCCCUCCGAGCGGGACCCAGGGGCCACCAUGAUGCUGAUGGAGCUGUGUAGGGAGGCUGGCGUCCCCCCUGGUGUGGUCAACGUCAUUCAUGGCAGGCAUGACUCUGUGAACUUCAUCUGUGACCAUCCUGAUAUUAAAGCCAUCUCUUUUGUGGGCUCAGAUCAGGCGGGCAAGUAUAUUUAUGAAAGAGGUUCUAAAAACGGCAAGAGGGUCCAGUCCAACAUGGGGGCCAAGAACCAUGGUGUCAUCAUGCCAGACGCCAACAAGGAGAGCACACUCAGCAGUUUGGUGGGCGCAGCAUUUGGCGCUGCUGGACAGCGCUGUAUGGCUUUAUCAACUGCCAUUUUUGUAGGGGAAGCCAAGCACUGGAUCCCUGAGCUGGUGGAGAGAGCCAGGAAACUCAAGGUCACAGCAGGCACUGAGCCAGAUGCUGACCUGGGCCCCUUGAUUUCCCCGGAUGCCAAGAAACGUGUGUGUGACCUUAUCCAGUCAGGCGUGGAUGCAGGUGCUAAGCUCUUGCUAGACGGGCGCAACAUUGUCGUCAAGGGAUAUGAAAGAGGCAAUUUUGUUGGGCCUACCAUAUUACACCAAGUUGAUCCCAAGAUGAAAUGUUACACUGAAGAAAUUUUUGGACCUGUCUUAGUCAGCAUGGAAGUAGAAACACUUGAUGAUGCUAUUCAAAUAGUCAAUGCCAACCCCUAUGGCAAUGGAACGGCCAUCUUCACGACAAACGGGGCCACAGCCAGGAAAUACACCAUGGAAUCUGAUGUUGGACAGGUGGGUGUCAAUGUACCCAUACCUGUACCUCUUCCAAUGUUCUCCUUUACUGGCUCACGAGGAUCCUUCAGGGGAGAUCAAAACUUCUAUGGGAAACAGGGGAUCCAGUUUUACACCCAAAUAAAAACAGUGACACAGAUGUGGCGGGGAGAGGAUGCGGUGUCAUCACGACCUGCCACUAACAUGCCAGUACAGCAGUAAGGCUGCUACCAACUUGUUUGUGCACUUUGAUAUUAUUGGCUGGGAAUCUCAGUCUUUUUCUUGUACAACCAAUUCUUGUAAGACUUUGAUAUACACUUGCAGACAAGAAAUAAAGAAAUGAACCAAU